Molecule: messenger RNA, 3821 nt
Organism: Onychostoma macrolepis
Lineage: Eukaryota; Metazoa; Chordata; Actinopteri; Cypriniformes; Cyprinidae
Gene: itga6a
Product: integrin, alpha 6a
Exons: 25
Coding region: 81-3350 (1089 amino acids)
Biological process (GO): integrin-mediated signaling pathway; cell-matrix adhesion; cell-cell adhesion
Cellular component (GO): external side of plasma membrane; integrin complex
Molecular function (GO): integrin binding
Source: RefSeq, a predicted model, not a curated record
UACAGCUUCUGUCCUCUCAGUGCAGCGGGAACUACCGCAAAACAAGGGCUAUAUUCAUACAACCACAUUAAUUACAGGCAAUGGUGCUCUUCGAGGAGGGGACUCUGAAAUUGUGCAUUUUUUCAUUGCUCUUAUGGACUUCUACAAGUGCAUUUAACCUGGACGCGCAAAACGUCCUUAGGAAGAAUGGUCAACCGGGCAGCCUCUUUGGAUUCUCUCUCGCCUUGCACCGGCAGCUCCAGCCUUAUGAGAAAAGAAUAUUGUUGAUCGGUGCUCCCAAAGCCAAGGCUUUAUCCAAUCAGGGAGCAAACAUCACAGGUGGGCUGUACAGCUGUGACAUCACCACCCAUCCUGAUGACUGCACUCGAGUGGACUUUGACAAUGAUGUUGAUGCUCGUGUGGAGAAUAAGGAGAACCAGUGGAUGGGUGUAACUGUUCAGAGUCAAGGACCUGGAGGCAAGAUUGUGACAUGUGCCCAUCGCUACCAGCGCCUGUUGUUCCCCAACACUCCCCAAGAGGCGCGUGACAUCACUGGACGCUGCUACAUGCUCAGCCAGGACCUGAGCAUCGACAGCCAGUCAGAUGAGGAUGGAGGGAACUGGAAAUUCUGUGAUGGUCGCACCAGGGGUCAUGAGAGAUUCGGGGCCUGUCAGCAAGGCUUGGCUGCCACUUUCACUAAAGACUACCAUUAUGUCAUCUUUGGAGCACCAGGGGCAUACAACUGGAAAGGUAUAGUGCGUGUGGAGCAGAAGAACAACACUCUUCUGGAAAUGGGCUUGUUUGAUGACGGCCCUUAUGAGGUCGGGGAUGAAAAUCGCCUGGAUCCAAAUCUAGUGCCAGUCCCAGCCAACAGUUACUUAGGAUUCUCUCUAGAUUCCGGCCACAGCAUCACAGAGAAAGGCAGACUCAUCAUAGUGUCAGGAGCGCCGAGAGCCAAUCACAGUGGUGCAGUGGUAUUUCUGCGGACGGAGGGCGAGGUGUCCACCACGCUCACACCUGAACACAUUCUGGAAGGACCAGGACUCGCAUCCUCCUUUGGAUAUGAUGUCGCUGUGGUGGACCUGAAUGGAGAUGGCUGGCAGGACGUUGUGGUUGGUGCACCGCAGUUCUUCCAGAGAGAUGAGGAAGUGGGUGGAGCUGUGUAUGUUUAUAUCAAUAAGGCUGGAAGGUGGAAGGACGUCACUCCAACUCGCCUGAAUGGAACGAAAGACUCCAUGUUUGGACUGGCUGUGAAGAACAUUGGAGACAUCAAUCUGGAUUCUUUUGAAGAUAUUGCAGUAGGUGCUCCAUAUGCAGACUCAGGGUUUGGUAGCGUGUACAUCUACCACGGAUCUGCUGACGGCAUCAAUACCACACCAGCUCAGAUUCUGGAGGGUAAACAGCACAAUAUUAAGAUGUUUGGCUAUUCUCUGGCUGGAAACAUGGACCUGGAUCAGAACUCGUACCCUGAUCUCGCCGUGGGCUCGCUCUCUGACACGGUUUUCAUAUACAGGUCCAAAACUGUUAUUAGCAUCAAGAAAGACAUCAAGGUGACACCAAAGGAGAUUGACUUGGUGAAGAAAACAUGUGGCAACAGCGUAUGCUUGACUGUGGAAGCAUGUUUCUCAUAUAAAGCAAAGCCCUCCACCUACAACCCUAAACUCACUAUCUCCUGUACACUUGAGGCAGAGUGGUACCGCAGGAAGCUGGGUCUUCCAUCUAGGGUUGUGUUUCUGGAGAAGAGCGUGAUGGAUCAGGAUUUCCAGUCGACCGGCACCCUGGAGCUACGAGGACAGAACAAGAAAGCCUGUUACAAGACCAAACUCAGAUUACAAGAAGGCAUCAGGGAUAAGCUCAGAGCGAUUCCUAUUGAGGUGUCUGUGGCCAUUCAGAGUGCUAAGAGAGGCAAACGGCAGAGUUCUCUGCCCCAACUAACGCCAAUACUGGACUCCACUGUGCCCAACAAGACCAUCACUGAGGUGAACUUUCUAAAGGAGGGAUGUGGCACAGACAACAUCUGUCAGAGUAACCUACACCUGCAGUACAGGUUCUGCUACAGGGAGUCCAAACAAGAUGUGUUUCCUCCUCUACCGCUGGAGAAGGGUGUGCCGGUGAUUUCUCUGAGUGAUCAGAAGGACAUCGCCCUGGAGGUCACAGUCAGGAACAGGAAUGGAGAUGAUGCUCAUGAAGCCAAAUUGGUUGGGCAUUUUGAUGAAUCCCUCUCAUAUUCAGGAUUCAGAUCUAUUGAUAAACAUGUGAUCUGUGCUGCCAAUCAGAAUGGCUCCCUGGCAGACUGCGAGCUGGGUAACCCUUUUAAACGGGAUUCAGAGGUAACAUUCUAUAUCAUAUUGAGCACAGGCAAGAUAUCACUCGACACCAAAGAAGUUGAGAUCGACCUUCAGCUGGAAACAACAAGUUUACAGGAAGGCCUGGGCAAAAUGAAGGCCAAAGCCAAAGUGGUGAUUGAACUACUUCUUUCUGUACAAGGGGUUGCCAAGCCGUCUCAGGUCUAUUUUGGAGGUGAAGUCAAAGGCAUGAGCGCUAUGAAGACAGAGGAAGAAGUCGGCAGCUUGGUCGAAUAUGAAUUCAGAGUGAUUAAUUUGGGAAAGCCUCUGAAGUCUUUUGGAACUGCAUCCCUGAACAUCCAGUGGCCUAAAGAAAGCUCUGUGGGGAAAUGGCUGCUGUAUCUGAUGAAGAUCAACACCAAGGACCUGCAGUUAGUCACCUGUUCACCUGAGAGAGAGAUAAACCCUCUCAGACUGAGUGAGCAGUCAACAUCAACCAGGAGAAAGCGUGAGCUAGAGGAGCGGAAACCAUCUGAAGGCAGUAAAACAUCCCUCUUCCCUGACAAACGCAAGCACAAGAUUCUGUCUUGCAGUGGAGAUGCCAGAUGUGUGGAGAUCAAGUGCCCCCUACAGGGCUUGGACAGCACUGCGGUCAUCAUUCUGAAAUCCCGGCUGUGGAAUUCCACUUUCCUUGAAGAUUAUGUGUCCUACAAUUACCUUGAUAUAAUAGUGAAAGCCUCCAUAAGUCUGGAUGUUUCUGCCAAGAAUAUUGUCCUUAAAAAUCCUCAGACCCAGGUAAGGCUGACCGUGUUCCCGGAGACGACCGUGACUCCGUUCGGAGGCGUUCCCUGGUGGAUCAUUCUGGUGGCUGUUUUAGCUGGAAUACUAAUGCUGGCUCUUCUAGUUCUGUUACUCUGGAAGUGUGGAUUUUUCAAACGCUCCAAAUAUGAGGACAGCGUUCCGAAAUACCACGCGGUGAGGAUUCGUAAGGAGACGCGUCUCUUGAAAGAUGGAAAGGAAAUGUUAGAUCCUUUGGAGAAGAAGCAAUGGAUGACCACAUGGAAUGAGAACGAGAGCUACUCAUGAGACUGUCUCUGCAUUUUCUGUGGACAAUUUGCAGCCAUCAGGCAUCUCUAGCUGUGAAGGUUUCAGAGGAAGUCCACCUCUGCACAGUCUGUGAGCCCACUGUUAUAGAGAGACAUGGAGAUGCCUUUACAUUUCCAUAUGUUUCUGGUAACUAAAGGGUAAAGACUGACUCUCGGAUAUCUCUGGGCUUUUUGUUUGCAAUGCCACCCCUUAAAAAGUGUUUGUAUAUUUUUGGAAGAUGCAUGAGAUGCCAAGACUGAAUUGUCUUGAUUUUCUUUGUAAAUAUUUUACAAUGCAGUUUAUUUAUUUUGUCUUGUAAUUUUGUACUAAGAUGCCUACUGUGCAUGAACUGCCCAAAGAUUAUUUUUCAUGUCUUUCAGUAACUGUAAAUUAGAUUGAAUGUUUUGAGGCCUGUCGAGUGAAGCUCAAGCGAGUGUCAGAAGAGAAAAAAAUAAACGAGUCAAUGAGUUA